AUGUACCGCAGCAACUACCUCUCAGUGAAGACUGAUCUUGAUGAAAUUCAUUUUUACCUUCAGUGCAUUGUCCCUUGCCCAUAUGAGGAAAAGAGUAUUUUAGCAUUCACGUACAUUUUGACAGUGAAAGCAUUCUACUCAUCAACUAAUGUGAUAAAGUUAACUUCAAUAAAUUUUAACACUCUAGUUAUUCAGAGUGACAAACUAUGGCUAGUAGAAUUUUAUGUCCAUUGGUGUGAACAUUGUGAACAGUUUGUUCCAGAGUGGAUUAAAGUAGCUAGUAUUCUGAAGGGCAUUGUUAAAGUCGGUGCAAUAGAUGUGACUAAAUAUGCAUCUAUUGGACAUCAGUAUGAAAUUGAAGAAUUUCCCACCAUCAAGUUCUUUGGAGUUAAUAAGAACAAGCCAGAGAAAUAUUAUGGUGGAAGAUCAAGUGCAGCCAUUACCAGUGGAGUCUUUAAUUCUAUUCGCUUCAUUGUAAGGAAGAGACUAAUUGAGAAAAACAGCAUAUGUGGAUCUGAAGGACAGUGUCACCGAAUAACGAAUAAAGAUGCAUUUGAACUGAACGAUAGCAACUUUGAUAACCGGAUAGCUGGAGGUGAUGAAAUAUGGAUUGUGGAGUUUUAUGCGCCUUGGUGUGAGCACUGUUUAAGUCAAGAACUUGCAUGGACUAAUGCAGUUGUUGAAUUAGCAAGGCGGACCAAGGGAAAGAUUCAUCUUGCAGCUGUAGACUCUACAGUAAAUCUUGUAUUAGCCAGUCGAUUUCGGAUACAAGAAGUUCCAAUGAUAAAGAUAUUUCAAACAAACAAAGAAGUUGUUGACUAUAGUGGUGAGAAAUCUGUACCCAGCAUUAUUGCUGCAGGACUUGAGCUGUAUUCUAAGAUGUCACUAUAUAAGCCAUUUGAGCAAAUGGUCAGUGCAGAAGUUGUGAAGACGGUCUGUGGUCUCCGGGUAUUAUGUAUUAUUGCUGUAUUGCCUCCCAUUUCUGACACAGGACCUAGUGGCAGAAGUGAUUAUCUGGGUUUAUUGAUGAAAAUAGCAUACAAGUACAAGAAGAAAAAAUGGGGCUGGCUGUGGACAGAAUCUGGAGCUCAGCCGAAGUUGGAAAAUGUAUUGGGAAUUAGUGGCCUUGCAUAUCCUAACAUAAUAUCUAUUGAUCCAAGAAGGAGAAAAUACAUGCUCUUGAGGAGGCCAUUUAGUGAACGUGCAAUAACUAAAUUCUUUAGGUAA
Messenger RNA from Mobula hypostoma (lesser devil ray), 1227 nucleotides. Its product is annotated as protein disulfide-isomerase A6-like. Gene Ontology annotation, molecular function: protein-disulfide reductase activity. The transcript has 11 exons. Gene Ontology annotation, biological process: response to endoplasmic reticulum stress. The record is from RefSeq and is a predicted model, not a curated record. Bases 1 to 1227 code for a protein of 408 amino acids. Gene Ontology annotation, cellular component: endoplasmic reticulum lumen. Lineage: Eukaryota; Metazoa; Chordata; Chondrichthyes; Myliobatiformes; Myliobatidae.